AUAAGACUUCUAUAAAUGAUUACCAUUACAUUCUCCUCUCAAAUAGAUUCCUUGGCUGAGCCGGAUGUAACUGUGCCGGAGCUCAGGGAGGGUGAGGAGGUGAAUCUGACCUGCACUGCUCCAGCUCCCUGCCCCAGUCACCCUCCAAAUGUAAACUGGGCUCCUGCAUUAGGUGGUGAUGUAACACAGAUGAAUGCUGAUGGGACUCAGAGUGUUUCUGCCAUCUUGAAAUUCAUCCCCUCGUUCUACCACCAUGAGCUGAAAGUGAACUGUGUUUCCAUUCAUCCUCUACACAGAGAUGACAGACCCCUGCUCAGCCACAAGACCGUCAUCCUCAGUGUCGAGUAUCCUCCAAAGAAAACAUGGAUCUCUGUCUCAGGCUCGGUCUGGCUUGGUAAUAAUGUGACCCUCACCUGUCAAAGUAAUGCCAACCCUCCUGCGGACCACAGGUGGUUCCUGAAGAGAGCAGGUGUAGAGGAAGAACUGAGUGUCUCACAUGUGUUUUCCUUCACUGCCACCCAAAAUAACACUGGGGAAUACAUUUGUGAGGCAAAGAAUCGAUAUGGUACAAUGAACUCCACAAACCUGCAGAUCACUGUCCCAGGCAUAUCCUUCACUUCCUUCCUCUCCAUUUUGGCAGUUUUAUUAUUGCUUAUAUUUGCACUUCUUAUUCUUAUGAUUUACAGAAGAUAUAAAGAACCAGUCAGAAGUAAUGGGAAUUCUCCAAUACCUCAUCACUGAGGGACUUCUGCUUUCCUGUCUCAAAAUUCUGUAACAAAAGGGAUAUUUGGAAUUUUUAAAGGAACAGAAGAACUGAUGGUUGAUUUGAUCAAGGACUGUAAGCAGACGUGUGACAUCGGGGGUCUGUUAAUUGUCACACCUUCAGUGGGUGAAGCUGUGCUAUGCUGAUCUGUCAGUUUGAAUGUCUCACAUUUGGGUUUUAGUCACAUGGUCAAGAAGUGAUAGGCCUAUAAGAAGCCUGUAACUGUUGCUUUGUCUCUUUUCUUGCCUGGCAAUCUCUCUUCGCUGGGGCUCUGCUCUCCCCCAUUCUCUCUCUCUCUCUCUCUCUCUCUCUCUCAGGUAACAUAUCACAUAUAUGAUGCAUACUAUAUAUGUUUUAGCAUUUAUUUUGUAAUCAAAUCAAGUUCAACCAUAAAUUAUUUUAUGAAGAGUUGACUACUGAAGAGUAGAGACUGUUAGGUUGACGAUUGGCUGAAAACCUUUAAGACUGUAACAUAUGUUACUUCAUGUAAAAAAGUGGUGAAUGUGAACUCUUCAGCACAGUGAUAGUUUUUGUACAUGCAGGUGUGCUUGUGCUAUCUUGUCUAGCAAUAUCCUAUAUGAAAUAUGUAUAAUGUAAAUAAUUACAAAAUUUAAGAAAUAUAUAUAAUUCAAUAUAUUUCUAUGUGUAUGCACUUCAUAGAAAGUGUUACAGUAUUUUUAUCCAGUUUUUAUCCUGUUUUGUUUUAUUUUGUUUUACCCAAUAAAA
Messenger RNA from Carassius carassius (crucian carp), 1489 nucleotides. RefSeq names its product myelin-associated glycoprotein-like. The coding region runs from base 16 to 741 and encodes 241 amino acids. Lineage: Eukaryota; Metazoa; Chordata; Actinopteri; Cypriniformes; Cyprinidae. The transcript has 5 exons. The record is from RefSeq and is a predicted model, not a curated record.